GUGCAGCGGGAAGCCCUGUUUAUGAAGAGCGAGCGACACGCGGCCGAGGCCCAGCUGGCCACAGCGGAGCAGCAGCUGCGGGGUCUGCGCACGGAGGCCGAGAGGGCGCGCCAGGCCCAGAGCCGCGCCCAGGAGGCCCUGGACAAGGCCAAGGAGAAGGACAAGAAGAUCACAGAACUCUCUAAGGAAGUCUUCAGUCUUAAGGAGGCCCUAAAGGAGCAGCCGGCCUCCACGGCCUCCUCCGAAGUGGAGGCCCUCCGUGGCCAGGUGAAGGCUUUACAGGAGCAACUGGAGGAAGCGGCCCGUGACCACUCUGCGGUGGUGGCUUUGUACCGAAGCCACCUCCUGUAUGCCAUUCAGGGCCAGAUGGAUGAGGACGUCCAGCGGAUUCUCAGUCAGAUCGUACAAAUGCAAAGACUCCAGGCGCAGGGCCGCUGAGGCUGGCAAGAUGGCUGCCACGACCCCCCCAUGGAAGCCUCGGCCCCUACUCCCCCAACCCGCGGCGCCUCUCGGAGUGGCUUGCCUGGCCCUGCGGGGUC
Molecule: messenger RNA, 539 nt
Organism: Carlito syrichta (Philippine tarsier)
Lineage: Eukaryota; Metazoa; Chordata; Mammalia; Primates; Tarsiidae
Product: ankyrin repeat domain-containing protein 24-like
Exons: 4
Molecular function (GO): actin binding
Source: RefSeq, a predicted model, not a curated record